CGCAACGUGGAUCUAAUCUGAUGUGGAUCUGUGACUCUUUUCCGGCAAAAACAGUUUCUGACCUGCUUUUCCUCUCCUCCGUGCGAACCAUCCCUGGAUGUUCGUUGCUUGUUUACUAUGUUCUUCUGAGGUGGACUGGACUUUGCUUGUUAUUGGGACAUCUUUUGCUCGACGGCCGCUGUUGGAAGCUUCUAACGACGAAUGCGAAGCAACAUGAGCGUUUGGUAGCCGAUUGCGUCGCCCACGAGACUGUGAACCUCAUGGUGCUCUGCAUAUAAACACGGCCUGUUGCAAGCAAUGUAUCAUCAGGACCAGCCUCAGCCUCAGCAACCUCAAGCCACCAGCAUCCUCACCAGCAAACGAAUCAUGUACGCCUCGACCAUCCUCUCCGCUGCUCUGCUUUUCUGCGGCCUUGCCACCGCUUCCCCCGUCCUGCGGUCCCCCGUCCUGCGCCAGAACGGCCCCAACGCUCUCGGGUACUUGACCAACGACUACCUUGGUGGUGCGUGGACUAAGCUGCAGGAGGGCAACUCUUCUGCCGGUGUCCCGAUCGGAGUUUCCCCGCUCGUUAAUGGGGAAUAUUCCCGCACCCAGUUGAUGGCUAUCUACGAAAACCCCUUGUCGAACGGCGAGGUGCUCUACCUGUUUGCCGAGGCCGACACCGGCAACUGGAUCUCCAUGACCCAGUUCACUAGCUCGGACCACUAUUCCCCGGGCUACUGGAUGCUUCAGACCGCGCCUUCUCAGGCCGACGCUGCGUACUUCACUCUCACUGUGGGGAAUGAGGACGGAUCCUGGUACAUGUCGCCCAACUAUCCCACCAACGGCCAGCUGGAUUGGUACCACUAUGACGACCCUACGGCCAAUUUCAUCCCCGUCAUCAUCAACGCUAUCUAUCCGGGCUCUUCCCAGUCCUGGACCUGGCACACCGUCGAUGAACUCUAA
Molecule: messenger RNA, 945 nt
Organism: Dacryopinax primogenitus
Lineage: Eukaryota; Fungi; Basidiomycota; Dacrymycetes; Dacrymycetales; Dacrymycetaceae
Exons: 4
Coding region: 298-945 (215 amino acids)
Source: RefSeq, a predicted model, not a curated record